Symbiodinium pilosum is the source of this 741-nucleotide messenger RNA. NCBI's taxonomy places the organism in Eukaryota, Dinophyceae, Suessiales, Symbiodiniaceae. The record is from the annotation of a GenBank genome assembly.
AUGGCGAUCGACGCUGAGAAUGCAGCGAAGGGCAGCAGCAUUCAGGAAGAAGAUGAGACCGGAGGUUUCUUGGACAACAUGGAGUACCGAGGAGGCGGCUAUGCUAUUCUACGUGCGUUAUGGGAUGCUCAUGAGAAGGGUCUGGCAUCGCUAUCCGUCAGCCAGAUUUGCCAGAGGGCGAAGCAAUGGUGCUCGCAUCACAUGGACCACGGUCUAUUUGCGGGUCGUCAGUUGGGUCUGGGCUGGGAUGCACACGGAUCCUUGUUGAAGCACGGCAUCCUCGAGAAGCAGAAGCUCAAAGCUCGUAAGCCCCGGGAUCGUAUUGAUGUCUUCUGCCUCACCGCAAACGGCAAGGAAUUGGUAAGGAAGCUGAUGGAGAUGUUUGCGGACGAAGAGCUCCCGGCUACCCAGACUCCUGAGCGGAAAAGGAGCCUGACGCAACAACCGAGCCAGACGCCACCCAAACUGGAGAAGCCACGUGAAGCAGAAGAGCCGCUUCCAAAGAAAGCAAAGUUGGCAGAUGAGGCUGCCAAUCCUGCUCCCGUGAUUCCUCUCAGAACGCUUUGUCGAAGUCUGGCUCCAAUUUUUGCCGCCCUCGGAUCGCCGAUCCCAAAAGAGAGGCUGUACAAGCUGAUUGCCAGUGAACACGACUACACCCAAGAAGCCUUCUCCGCUCAGCUAGCAAGGCUGGAGGAGCUGAACAAGCUGUUCAUGGGCGAGGAUGGUGUGCACCUGGUGUGA